GACCGUCCAUACAACUCUACUUUUGACACCGGCGCCUGCUGGACUGCUCCCUUCCGGGACGGUCUACCUACUCCCCCGCACGAUAUGGCUGGUCCCAGCUCUGCAGCUAUAGCUAGGUACCGUGACUUGGGAUUGCCUAGCAUCUGGAGGAAAUCCAAUGUGUCUGACAAUCAUGCACGACCUCACUUGGAUUCUGCUUCGUCUUCAAUGGUACAUACUAUGAAGCCAGAGAUUCACCGGGUGGUGAAGUCCGAUAAUACCCCUGCCUCAGAGUCUGUGCACAAGAAAUCCAUCAGUGGCUCACAGUUGCGCAUUCCUUCGACUAUUAAUAAUAGCAAGAGCAGUCUGGCUGAAUUUGCAGCCCAGAUGACUUGUCUGUUCUGGUUUGAAAAGACGUCGAAAUUACAAUCCAUCGAAAACCGAUCUCAUCCUGUGCCAUUUCCUCUCGGUCCUGGAGCGAUUCCUACCCCGGGUUUCCAAAAAUGGGUGUCAAGCAUUCUCUCCACCACACAAGUCAGCCAGAAUGUUAUCCUCCUUGCUCUUCUCUUCAUCUACCGACUCAAGAAGUUCAAUGCUGGUGUCAAGGGCAAGAAGGGCAGUGAAUACCGGUUGAUGACGGUCGCCUUGAUGCUCGGCAAUAAAUUCCUCGACGAUAACACAUACACCAAUAAGACUUGGGCCGAGGUCUCUGGAAUUGCCGUGCAGGAGAUCCACGUCAUGGAGGUUGAGUUUCUCAGCAACAUUCGCUACGACCUGUUCUGCUCGGAGGCCGAAUGGUCACGGUGGCACACCAAACUGGGCCUGUUUGGUGAUUACUUCAACGAGGCCUCGAUGAUUACUUUGGAGGAUCACUCGAUUCCCCAUGUCUCACCUCAUCGAUUAUUGCCGCCAUCGCCCCCAUCUAAGUUGCCGUCCCCACCAACCGAUGUGUUUCGACCACAGUCUCAGCCCAACUGGUAUAUGCCUGUUCCAGGACUGCCAUAUCCUGUCCCUGCACAAUUGGGUGACGUGCCAAUGGUUCCCCGCAAGCGAAGCCGCGAUGAUGAGACUGAGACGCAACCCUCCAAGCGAGUGGCACACACGGUGCAAAACCCUGCUACUGCCCCACCUCACUUGGCCAUUCCUAAUCUGCCGCCUGUUCUGACACCGACAUCUGUCGCCCCAGGACCAGUGGCAGGGACCUCACGCCUCCCUCUCCCCAGUCUUCCGCCUUCAAACUCAAUUCCUCAGACAAUCCCCUCCACUCCUGCCUCUCAACUACCUGCACCUCCCACCAUUCCCGCUGUCUAUAACCGACCUGCCAACUGGACGCAGCAGAUACCUGCGGGCCCACUGCCUCCGGUAGCGUCUGGCAUCUAUAAUUCCGCUCUAUCGGACCUGGCUCGUUAUCAUCAUAGUCCAUUCGGGGUGACGACUUCGACUGUUUCACCUGCGGUGUCGGCCUAUUCCGUCCACACACCCCAGACCCAGACUCAACUUUCUCCAUCCUUCUUUCUCGCCAACCGCAACUCCCCCUACAGGCCCGUUCGCUCGGUCCACACUCUCCUCAUUCCGCCCCCUUCCACGUCGAUGCAACAACAGCGUAGUGUGCCAUUUGAUCACAUGCAUUACCAGCCUCUGAGCAAAGGUGCCACUGACCGCAAGACCGGCCUGCUGCCAUACAUCCACCCAGACGCAUGGAAUCAGGGUUCCUUCCACUCUUUCUACACACCUUCCCAGACCUUUUCUGGCUGA
Messenger RNA from Penicillium taxi, 1734 nucleotides. RefSeq lists its product as uncharacterized. The annotation marks the transcript as partial. The record is from RefSeq and is a predicted model, not a curated record. Gene Ontology annotation, biological process: regulation of cyclin-dependent protein serine/threonine kinase activity. Gene Ontology annotation, molecular function: cyclin-dependent protein serine/threonine kinase regulator activity; protein kinase binding. Lineage: Eukaryota; Fungi; Ascomycota; Eurotiomycetes; Eurotiales; Aspergillaceae. Gene Ontology annotation, cellular component: nucleus; cyclin-dependent protein kinase holoenzyme complex. The transcript has 3 exons.